AUGGCUUGUCUUGUCGGCGUAUCGUCUCAGAUGACGUCUGAUGCUGCAUCCAAGACUGAACAGGAAAACAGACGCCAAGCGCAGAAGACCUCGCAAUUAGUUCUUCCAUGGGAUGAAAGUUUCACUUUUACUCAUGAAAGUGCAUCAGUGAUUUUGACAGAAUACCGGACGGAGAUGGCUUUUUACUGCCCUAGUGUUGUCAUCCCACUUGACAUGACUGUUCCAGAGUUGCAGCAAAAAAGUCCACUUCUCUUGGGUGCGGUUCAAAUGGUGACUUGUAUCGACGACGCAAUUCGGAAGAAACGCAUGACAGAUCAGUUUCUAGAGCAUGUUAGCCGUUCCAUUGUUAAGAAACGGCAAAGCAGUCUUGAUAUCCUGCAGGCGAUCUUGGUGUGCAUAUCAUGGUAUCACCUAUUGCCCGAACCCGAAGCACAACUGUCUAUCAUCUUGCACCUGGGUCUGGCCAUGCUACGUAGACUUGGCCUCCAUCGAAGACCUAAUCCAUCUGGUGGAAAACUACCGCAAUCUUGCGAGCGUGACAAUGCUCCUACCACGGACGAAAGGAGAGCCUACCUCGGGUGCUUUUAUACCACCUGUGUAGCUGCAAUAUGUGUCAAAGAUAUGGAUCCUCUUAGAUACACGAGCUACACUGAAGAAUGCUGUCGCGUACUUGAGGAGCUGCAGGAAUAUCCUACAGACAUGUGCCUUGUCCAGCUGUCACGACUAAAUCGUAUGGCCCACAAGAUCGUUCAGAUACUUCCCUUUGAUUCGUACAAUCAACCGCACAUAUGUUCGUCAGAUUCAAUCCAAACGUGUGUCAAGGCUCUUGGAGCGGAAUUGAGGCAUUUGAAACCAUCUAGCGCGCAUGACCGCAUACAGGACUCCAUCCUGGCAUUACAGUAUCACAGUCUGGAGCUCCUCUUAUAUGAGUCCGCUCUGGAAGACCACUCCUCAAAGAGCGACCGAAGUAGCACCGGGGUGCAUUAUGAUAUCCUUCACUCAUCCUUGGCCUCAGCGAAAGCCUUUUUCUCAACGUUCUCUUCUCUUGCGCCUCAAUAUUUUCUCUAUCUCCCAUACUCGGUCUACCAGCAAUACUACCAUGCUGUUGAUUCAUUAUCUAAAUUUCUGCUCUUGGCAUGGAAGGAACGCGAUCAGAUCGACACACGUAUUACCAUGGACGUUGCGACGGCCGUUAACAUGUUCAUCGCAAAGGCGAAAGAGGCGGUACAGCUUCUUAAUCACGAAGAAUCAUCACUCUGCGCGGAGGAAAUACUGCAUCAACUCAUAGCACGAGUGCGUGCAUUUGAGGAGCUGCAUGAAGCAAGACUUGCUGGUGUCGAAUCUUAUGACAUCGAUAGGGGUGCUGCGAGCCGGAAUUCAAUACGAGAUGCGACAUUUGCGCUACCGCAUGACAUGUCGUGGCAGUUUCUGGAUUCAGAAUAA
This is a messenger RNA of Aspergillus pseudoviridinutans, 1443 nucleotides long. Its product is annotated as fungal specific transcription factor domain-containing protein. The record is from RefSeq and is a predicted model, not a curated record. The transcript has 4 exons. Gene Ontology annotation, biological process: regulation of DNA-templated transcription; DNA-templated transcription. Lineage: Eukaryota; Fungi; Ascomycota; Eurotiomycetes; Eurotiales; Aspergillaceae. The coding region runs from base 1 to 1443 and encodes 480 amino acids. Gene Ontology annotation, molecular function: zinc ion binding; transcription cis-regulatory region binding; DNA-binding transcription factor activity, RNA polymerase II-specific. Gene Ontology annotation, cellular component: nucleus.